UAGUGGCCCCGAUCUGGACUGAUUGAGGUCUCCCAGUCAGGAAGUCUAGGACCCAGUUGCAGAGGGAGGUGUUCAGGCCCAGCAGGUUCAGCUUUCCAAUCAGAUGUGUGAGGGCCAGAUGGAGGGUGGUGACGAUGGCGUCGGCUGUCGAGCAUUUGGGACGAUACACGAACUGCAGGGAGUCCAGUGAGGGGGGCAGCAGAGUCUUGAUGUGCCUCAUGACGAGCCUUUCGAAGCACUUCGUGACGAUGGAUGACAAAACGAGCAGCAGAAACACGGUUUCCAUCAUCAUCAUCAUGAAGGUACCUGCAGUGGUGCUGUUGAUCCUGGGCUCAGUUCACCUGGUCUCUACAGACUCCCACUCUCUCUCACUGGAGGGCACAUAUAUAUCUGGAGAGACACAGUUCCCAGAGUUCACUAUGGUACUGUUGGUCAAUGAUGUUCCUGUGGAAUAUUAUGAUAGUGGCAUAAAGAAGAUUGUUUCUCGGAGACACUGGAGGGUAAAUGACUCCAUACAGGAAACUGAUCUCAGAGAUUAUGUGAUUGCAGACCUUUACACUAGCCUGCAAAACUCAUUAUUUACUAUGAUGAAGCACUCCAAUCAAACUCAAGGAGUUCAUGUUUAUCAGAGAUUUGCAGUCUGUGACCUGGAGGAUGAUACACUGAGUAGAUUUUUUGUUAUAAAUGCCUAUGAUGGAGAGGAUCAAUAUCAAUAUGAUGCCCUCAGUCAUACAGAGAAUGCAUUUGUGCCAGAGUUUGUCUGGAGCAGCGUCAGAAGAAACAUCAUGAAACAGAAGUACUCAAAUAUCUACCGGCCUUUGUGUGUGAGGACACUUAGGAGAUACCUGCAGGAGGACAAGAACAUACUGCUGAGGAAAGAGCGUCCCAGAGUGAGGGUCAUACAGAAGACAGAGCCACACAGCGGAAGGACACAGGUGAGCUGUGUGGCCACCGGCUUCUACCCCCGACGCGUCAACAUGACCCUGCUGAGGGACGACCGGCCCGUCCCAGACCGGGAGCUCACGGGAGGACAGGUGCUGCCCAACGGAGACGGGACCUACCAGCUGAGAAGGAGUCUGAGUGUCAGUGAGGAGGAGCUGAGAGAGAGACACCGCUACACCUGUACUGUGUCGCACCUGAGUGUGGACAACAAGCUGGACGUCAACUGGGAACCAGAAGCUCCUGUAGACCCUGUGCUCAUCAGUGCAGUUCUCAUCGCUGUCCUGGUUCUCACUGCACUCAUCAUCACAGCCAUUGUCCUCUGCAGGAAGAGAAGACACACUGGGAUCAAGAACUUGUGUCCAUCAGCUGCUGGAGUGAAAUAUGCUGCAGCCCAGAAAAGUGAUGCUGAUUCAUCAAGCAGCUCCUCGGGAUCUUAAUGACUUUACUGCUCCUGUCUUCUGUAAACCUUCCAGAAACUGGACUGAGCCCAUCAUUUAUAACAUACAUAAUUACUUGUGUGGAAACAUAUCCUGUGUUAUUGUAUUUUGAAACUUUCCUAUUGUUUUGCAGUAUAUUAAAUUAA
This is a messenger RNA of Scleropages formosus (Asian bonytongue), 1525 nucleotides long. RefSeq names its product BOLA class I histocompatibility antigen, alpha chain BL3-6-like. NCBI's taxonomy places the organism in Eukaryota, Metazoa, Chordata, Actinopteri, Osteoglossiformes, Osteoglossidae. Gene Ontology annotation, cellular component: external side of plasma membrane. Bases 135 to 1379 code for a protein of 414 amino acids. The record is from RefSeq and is a predicted model, not a curated record. The transcript has 9 exons. Gene Ontology annotation, biological process: immune response.